CGCGACCAGUAGUAGAAGUCACGCGAGACUCACGGCACUAGUCACUCCUCCGCCCGCCGCCGCCGCCAUUGUCGAGAGAGAGAGAGCCCGAGCGAGGGAGCGAGCGCACGCACGGGGACCGAGGAGAGAGACUGACUGACUGUACCAUGGAGAGCGGCGGCGCUUCUUUCGGAGGGGGAGGGGGAGGAGACGGCGGCGGGCACCUGUGCCACCUCUGCGGGUACAAGUACGCCAGCGCGCACCCCAGCGCAAAGCAGCGCCGCGCGCACCGUAAGAACUGCGGCAAGCCGCCGUCCGCCACCGCCGCCGCGGGGGCGGAGGAGGAGGGCGCCGACGGCAGGAAGUCGCUGCUGCUGCCAGGUGAGCGCGAUGGGGAAAGAGGCGGAGAGGGAAGCGCUUCCGGUGGCGGCGGUCUCCCCGGAUCUGCGCAGGAUGGUGGCAAUGUGCUCCAGGACGAGGACAAUGGAGACCACUCUUCUCCUAAUGGUGCUGGAGCUCAAGUUAGCAUUGAUAAGUCCAUUGAAGAUUGCCUCAUCAGUUGCAAUGAUAUCCCUUCUGAGGUUGCUCCCAAGGCUAAUGGAACUGAGCUUCAAACUGAAGUGGCCAGGCAGUUAUCUGAAAAUGCACUACAUCUUGAAGAUUUUCGUCCAUCUCAACCUGACGUUAGUGGUGAUCAGCAGCAGGAUGCUUUUGCUUCUCAUCCUCCAUCGGAACCUGAAGAUGGUGCUUUGGAAAUCUCUGCAGAUGAAAUAAGCAAGCCAUGUGUCACAGUCCUGACAUCAAAUGCUGCUUCAGAUGACAUUUCUGCACAAACAAAUGCUAUAGUUAGUUGUCCUGAUGAUACUGGCAUUACUGAAAAAGAUUUUGUGAUUGACACCAUUGGCAGAGACAAAACUAGUGAGGACUUGCUGGUAAAAGACAGUGAGAUCAAUUCAUUGUAUCAGGAUAAGCCGCAGAUCAAAAUUGUCGAGGGGCAGAGUGCUACUGCACCAGAGGAAGAUUUAUGUGUCAGUAAUGUGAGUGUGGUUUCUCAAAAAGAAAUCCCCAGUGAAGAGACUGAAUCCAAGGAGGAAAGCGGGUUUAUCACAACUAACUCAAUUGAGCCCUCUACUGAUAAGCAUGUUCACACGGAUGAUACCAGUGGUGAUGAUUUACUUGAACUUGCUGCUGGUGGUUCUCAUUUGGAGGAAGGAGAUGUUGUCAAAACCCAGCAGCAAACUGAUUCCACACUGGUGGUAGCAGAUCAGCUGUCAAACUCCAAAAAGACGGACCUUGAAGGACAGCGUUAUCCUGAUGCAGAUGAGGUCAUCCAAGCUGUGUCAAGUGCAAUAGGACCUGAUGUAGAUGCUGGGGUCAUAUCGGCGGGUAGUGCUGCUGAUCUUACAAAGAAAGACCCCACUGAAUCUGAAAUUGACCUAGUAGAACUUAGCUCAUACCCUACUUCUCAUGUGAUCAAUGUGAUAAGCAGCAAACAUGGUGUUGAAGAUGCACAGGAUAAUGACAUGAGUGCAGACCUUACUUCCCAUGAGAGACCUGUGGAGCACAGCAUUGACAUUGACGAAGCCACUUCUCAUGGGGCUAAUGCAGUGUGCAGUACAGGUAAUUUUGAAGGAAUUAAGCAGAUUGAAGAAAUUACUGCAGAAGAUGGUCUUGGAAAGAUCAGCGUACCGCAGGGUACAAUUAGUGUUGAAGAAAAGGAACUUAUUGAAGAGGUUACACCGGAUCCUGCUUCUGUCAAGACUGAUGUGAUAAGCAGCAGAGACAUUGUUGAAGAAAGGGAGGAGGGUGAGGUCUAUGUGGGAACUGCUCACGAGGUAAACAUGGCGAAUAUCCCAGGUAAUGUUGAAUUAGAUAAGCACAGUGAAGAAACUUCCAAAGAUCCUACUGCUUGUGAAACCAAUAUGACAAGCAUCACAGACAAUGUCGAAGAAAAGAAGCAAAAAGAAGAAAUUACCAACACAGAUCAUACUCUUCAUGCUUUUAAUGUGAUCUGCAGUCCCGACAAUGAAGUCAAGAAGAAGAAUGAAGACAUGACUGAGGGCCCCAGUUCUCACGAAAAUGCUCUGGUGGAUGGCACAGAUAAUGCUAAAGAGAAGGAUGAAGAGGCCAUGUCAGACCCAACCCCUUACAAGGUUGAUGUGGUAAGCACUGUUGAUGUUGCUGAAGAAAAGAAGCUGAAAGAAGAGGUUGUUGCAGAACCUACCCAUGAGAUCAAUGUGAAUGAUGUCAUAGAAAAGAGUGAGGAACCUACUGUGUCUCUCAAGAUCGAUGCCGGAAGUAAUGCAGAUCCUAUCCUUGCGGCAGACACUAGUUCUCAUCAGAGCAAUAUACCACAGGUCACAGAUAAUACCGAGGAAAAGAAUCAGAACGAAGACGUUGCUGCUGACCCAACAUCUGAUAAAAUCCCAGAAGCACAAAGCAUAGGUGGCGUUGAAGAACAGAAGCAGAAGGAAGAUCAAAAUGAAGAGAUCACAGACAAGGAAAUGACGAUAAAUUCUGAUAAGAGCCAUGUCUCCCUGAAGUCCCUCCUCUCCGAGAAAGGCAUGGAGGUCAAAGAAAAGAAGGCCAGCACCAAGGACCGAGUGCUUUCAUUCAGGCGCAAAUCGUCGAAGGACAACCCAUCGCCAGCGAAGGCAGGCUCUGAGCAGCAAGACUGGAACUCCCCCGCCAGGUUGCCAGCAGAGAAAUCGCCAAAGGGGAAGAAGCAGCAGUGGAUGCCGUUUAUCUGCUGCCACUCCAUGAACUGAUCCUGUGGAGGGUCGACAUCGCAUUAGUCUUUGGUUUGUUGGUGUGAUUUAGGCUUGCCCAAUGUUUGUAAAUGGCCAUUCCGGGUUUUUUUCUGUCUUAUGGCCGCAUUGGUGUCCAGACUUCAGAUGUUCUUCCCACCAGUGCGAUUUUGAUGUCCUUAAUUACGUCCUGUUUGGAAUAGCUCUUGGUUUGCCCUGUACUUCUUUAAAAUUUACAAACUCUAGUUUCUACCAAUCUAUAUAGAUUAUCAUACCUUAUUGUAA
Molecule: messenger RNA, 3011 nt
Organism: Brachypodium distachyon (stiff brome)
Lineage: Eukaryota; Viridiplantae; Streptophyta; Magnoliopsida; Poales; Poaceae
Exons: 5
Coding region: 147-2747 (866 amino acids)
Source: RefSeq, a predicted model, not a curated record